CUUUACGGAACGGAUGUGUGCGUGAUCAGAGAUCUCGGAUAAGAUCAGAUCAGAUCAGAUCAGAAAAGUGCGGCGGACGCGAUAUAUACGGAUAAUCAGUUCGCACUUGGCCGGAAGAAGGUGGCAAUUGAGACAACUCAACGCUUUCUGAUUCUGCCAGGCGAAAUAGAAAGAAAACAAAUAAAAGAAGUUCAAGUCAAUCAAUCAGCCAAAUUCGAAAUACGAAAAAGAGGAAAUUUUCGCCAGUCAACGCGAUCGGGCCAUAAAAACAUUCGAGCCAAGAAAAAAGGAAUUACAUUUUUUUUUCGAUCUCGAUUCUGAUUGACAACUGCGAAAGGUUGCGGUGAUUUUUCACACCCAUUCGUUCGGCGAUAGAACUGUUUUUAUUUCACCAUUUUUUUUUUGCGGUGCACAUUGAGUGAGUGAGUGAGUGAGAUGCAAUAAUCAAAUUUGACAACUGCGCGAAAAACGUUUGAGAUCAAAACAGCGCGCAGCGAAAACAAAUCAAAUCGGAAUAAAUGGGCCAAGAAUUUAGUGCGAUUUCCUUUUUUUUACUGUGAGCCCCCAGAAGAUAUACACAAACCAAAUAUAUAUACAUAAAUCCCAUUCGCGAUGACGCACUUGAUGGGUCCCACGGAGUGUGCCAGCGCCAUGAUGACCACCUCGAUGCAGUUCCUGGACACCAGCCUCCCGGAUUACAACUGCUACGCCAACGACUACUGGACCUCGCCCUACAUGACCGGCGGCCUCAGUCCCAUGAAGCAGAUCGAAGCCUGCAUCCAGACAGCUGGCAAGGAUCGCAGUUCGUACAAGCCGCUGGAGCAGAUCGAUGCCAAGUUGGCGGACAUCGAGACGCACAGUACAGGUAGCACUGGCACCGCGAACAGCAGCAGCAGCAGCCUCUCUAGCGGCAAUCCCAUCUCCAAUUCCAAUGCGAAUGCCAGUUGCCAGGAGCAGUCCUCGUCCCUCCUUCAAAGCGAUUAUCCCGGCGGCAACAGUGAAGCCUCGACGGCAGCAACCUCCUCCGAUGGCACGACGGCAGCAGGAUCGACGGCAGCGGGAGGAGGAAGUGCAUCGACGGGAUCCAAGAAGCUCAAGGGACAACACAAAAAAGACAACAGCAUUGGGGACAAUAAUACAGGGAAAGCCAGCAGCAAUAUUAGCAAAGGGGACUCGGAGCCAGUGCAUCCAUCGCUCGCCCAGGCUAUCGUGGUGCUGGAGACGAAGGCGCUGUGGGAUCAGUUCCACGCCCAGGGCACCGAGAUGAUCAUCACCAAGACGGGCCGUCGGAUGUUUCCCACCUUUCAGGUGAGGAUCGGCGGACUUGAUCCGCACGCUACCUACAUCUGCAUGAUGGAUUUCGUGCCCAUGGAUGACAAGCGGUAUCGCUACGCGUUCCAUAAUUCCUGCUGGGUGGUGGCUGGCAAGGCGGAUCCCAUCUCCCCGCCCAGGAUUCACGUGCAUCCCGACUCACCUGCCGCCGGUUCCAAUUGGAUGAAACAGAUCGUGUCCUUUGACAAGCUAAAGCUCACAAACAAUCAACUCGACGAAAAUGGCCAUAUCAUUCUGAACUCAAUGCAUCGCUAUCAGCCCCGAUUCCAUUUGGUGUACUUGCCACCGAAGAACGCGUCCUUAGAUGAGAACGAGCACUCCAGCCACUUCCGCACUUUUAUCUUUCCAGAGACGAGCUUUACGGCCGUAACUGCCUACCAGAAUCAGCGGGUGACACAGCUUAAGAUCUCCAGCAAUCCAUUCGCCAAAGGCUUUCGGGAUGAUGGCACCAAUGAUGUAACCUCUGGCGGUGGCAGCAGCAUGUCCUCCAUGAGCCACGAAAGUCAGGCUCGCAUGAAGCAACAGCAGCAGCAGCAACAACAGCAACUGCAACAGCAGCAGCAGCAGCAACAACAGCAGCAACUCAAGGAGCGAUCGGCGGCAACAAGCAACUUCAGCCUGAGUUGCACCGAGUUGUCCGUUGUGGAGCAGCAGCAACAGCAGCAGGCGGGAGUCCUGCAACUGCCGGCCACGCCCUCCAGCAGCUCCACCUCCGGCAACUCGCCCGAUCUGCUGGGCUACCAAAUGGAGCUCCAACAGCAGCAGCAACAGCAACACCAGCAGCAGCAGCAACAGCAACCGCACCAGCAGCAACAUCUCCACCAGCAGCAACAUCAGGCCAACCAGCAGCAGUCGCUGCUCCAGCAGAGCCAAAAUCAGACCCAAUACGGAAGCUAUCACCAUGCCUAUCAGCCGCAUCAGCCGCAGCCCCAUCCCCUCACCCCGCACUCCACCAGCUCCGCAUCUCCGCCGGCAAUUGCAGCGGGAUCGACGGCAACGGGUGCAACAGCAACAUCCGCCGGCGGAGCGGGAGCAACAUCAGCCGUUGGCACGGGCGCAACUCAGGUGAUGACCGCUGCCAAUAUUUACUCGAGCAUCGGUCAACCCUACGCCCAGGAACAGAGCAACUUUGGGGCCAUCUACCAUCAUAAUGCGGCUGCCGCUGCCGCCGCCCACUAUCACCAUGGCCACGCCCAUGCCCACGGCCACGCCCACAGCCACGGGCCGUAUGCCAGCGCCUACGACAAGCUGAAGGUGUCGCGCCACGCGGCCGCCGCCGCCUACGGCAUGGGGGCCACCUAUCCAAGUUUCUACGGUUCGGCGGCCCACCACCAGAUGAUGCGACCCAACAGCUACAUAGACCUGGUGCCGCGCUAGGAAAGAUCGCUGGG
Messenger RNA from Drosophila takahashii, 2723 nucleotides. It is a transcript of the gene org-1, whose product is annotated as optomotor-blind-related-gene-1. Gene Ontology annotation, molecular function: RNA polymerase II cis-regulatory region sequence-specific DNA binding; DNA-binding transcription factor activity, RNA polymerase II-specific. Lineage: Eukaryota; Metazoa; Arthropoda; Insecta; Diptera; Drosophilidae. Gene Ontology annotation, cellular component: nucleus. Gene Ontology annotation, biological process: regulation of transcription by RNA polymerase II; positive regulation of DNA-templated transcription; cell fate specification. The record is from RefSeq and is a predicted model, not a curated record.